Naegleria fowleri is the source of this 579-nucleotide messenger RNA. RefSeq lists its product as uncharacterized. Gene Ontology annotation, molecular function: protein binding. Lineage: Eukaryota; Heterolobosea; Eutetramitea; Acrasida; Naegleriidae. The record is from RefSeq and is a predicted model, not a curated record. The transcript has 4 exons. Bases 1 to 579 code for a protein of 192 amino acids.
AUGUCCUUCGAUAAUGACUUGGCUCAUCAUCGCUCUUUACGACAAUUAUUGGAGCGUCAAAAUAAAUAUCCCAAUUACGAUUCAAGUCCACUUGUUUCGGCAGCAACCAAUGGUGAUUUGGAAAAAGUGAAAUCAUUGUUGGAGAGUGGGAAAUGUAAUAUAAACGAAACGAUUGACAAGGGGCGAGUAAAUGCAUUAAUGAUUGCCAUUCACAAGCAUCACAAUGAUAUAGUUAGGUAUUUACUGAACAUGGGAGCAGAUUAUAAUUACGUAAAUCAGCCACCUUAUUGUGACACUGCUCUGCAUUGGGCUGCUUAUUACAGAAAUCCAGAGUCAACGAAAAUGCUUCUAGAAAGAAAUGCAGUUUCCGAUAUUGUCAAUCAUAGUGGAGUUACACCUUUAAUGGAUGCAGCAAAUCAUUGUCAAGAAUCAUUUGCAUUAAUUGAAAGUUAUUCCAAGUUGAGUGCUGCAGCGCGAGCAAGAAUUGUUAAAUUUCAACAAACCUUGAAAAACAACCCUAAACAUGAUAUUUCCAUUAUCACAAGCGGCCUCUGUGAUUAUGCGGCCGACAGAGAUUAA